Daucus carota subsp. sativus is the source of this 2382-nucleotide messenger RNA. Its product is annotated as receptor-like protein EIX2. Lineage: Eukaryota; Viridiplantae; Streptophyta; Magnoliopsida; Apiales; Apiaceae. The record is from RefSeq and is a predicted model, not a curated record. The coding region runs from base 1 to 2382 and encodes 793 amino acids. The transcript has a single exon. Gene Ontology annotation, molecular function: protein binding.
AUGGCUCUUUCUGUUGUUGAUUUGUCAAAUAAUGGUUAUGUUUCGUUUUUGGAGCUCGAAUGGUUGUUUAAUUCUAGUGCUAGUCUUGUUGAUGUUGAUAUCUCUUCUAAUGGUUUACAAGGUCCUAUUCCUGUUGGAUUUGGGAACAUGGUUAACCUUAGAAAUCUCAGUCUUGCUUCAAAUGCAAUUGACGGGAAAAUUCCAGAGUCUUUUGGUAAGAUGACAUCCCUCACAAAUCUCUUUCUCUCUAACAAUAUGCUUCAAGGUAAUAUCCCAGAGUCUUUUGGGAGGAAUUUAGGUCGAUUGCAAUGGUUGGAUUUAUCUGAAAACAAUUUUGAUGGAGACCUAGAGGAGUUCUUAAAGGGGCUAUUUGAUGGAGAAGGAGCCACAAGAUCCUUGGAGACUUUGAGAUUAGGUAAUAACAAGCUAACUGGUUCAUUGCCUGAUAUUACAAAAUUUCCAUCCUUGAAGACAUUCUGGCUACGCGGCAAUCAGUUGAAUGGUUCUUUCCCAAAAAGUUUUUCACAAGUCUCAACUCUGGUGUUUCUAGACUUGGCCAAGAAUCGUAUCACAGGUACGUUGCCUGAUCUAACCUAUUUUAAGUCAUUAAAAAAGUUAGAUCUUAGCAACAAUCAGCUACAUGGAAAAUUACCAAAGAGCAUUUCCCAACUUCAUGACCUUGAACUCUUGGACGUGUCUUCAAAUUUAUUGAAAGAUACUGUUUCCGAAGCUCACCUCUCUAAUCUCUCCAACUUAAAGGUCUUGCACUUGGCUUAUAACUCAUUAACUUUAGAGUUCAGCACUAACUGGUUUCCUCCUUUUCAACUAGAUGUUAUUCGCCUCGCAUACUGCAGGUUGGGAAUUCAUUUCCCAACAUGGAUUCGAACUCAGAACAAUUAUUCUGAACUUGAUAUCUCCUAUGCUGCAAUAUCUGAUAAAGUUCCUAACUGGUUUUGGGAUCUUUCCCCAAGAUUAACAUAUCUAAAUCUGUCUUACAACCACUUAAGUGGUUCAGUGCCUGAUUUAUCAUCCAAGUUAGUUUCUUAUUCCAGUUUAGAUUUUAAUUCUAAUCAGUUUGUGGGGCCUGUGCCAUCACUUCCGCCUGAUUUAACAUCUUUGCAUCUCUCCAAAAAUAUGUUUACUGGAUCUGUUUCAUUCUUGUGUUCAAUUGCCAAUGGCUACUUCACUUCUCUCGAUCUCUCAGAUAACAAGUUAUCUGGAGAGCUUCCUGAUUGUUGGAUGGACAUGUCAGAAUUAGUUAUUCUUAAUUUGGGUAAUAAUUAUAUCUCUGGGAAAAUUCCGAGCUCUCUGGGUAGUUUAUACCAGCUUCAAACUUUGAACUUGAGGCACAAUAGUUUGGUAGGGGAGUUGCCCUUGUCCAUGAAGAACUGCAGCAAGCUAAAUAUUCUUGAUCUGGGUAACAACAAAUUUUCAGGAAUUAUACCAGCAUGGGUAGGUACACAUCUAACCAAUUUAAUUGUUUUGAGCCUGCGAUCAAACGAGUUCCAUGGAAGUAUACCUACACAAAUGUGCCAUCUCAACACUAUCCAGAUCAUGGACCUGUCGCGAAACAACAUUUCAGGAAAAAUACCAGUUUGUAUCAGCAAUUUUACAGCAUUGGUUCAAAGUAAUAGCUCAAGUGGUGCACUUGUAUUCAACAUCUCAGCUUAUGAAGGUUACUAUUACCAAGGUGGCGACUAUGUAGGCAAUGCUUUAGUGCAAUGGAAGCGACACGAAUCAGAAUACAAAAAUACGUUAGGGUACUUGAAAAGCAUUGAUCUUUCGAGCAACAAAUUAGUUGGGAGCAUACCUGGUGAGUUUGCAAGUUUGAAAGAAUUAAUUAGCUUGAAUUUGUCAAGAAAUAGUUUGACAGGAAGUAUCAUUCCAAAGAUUGGGCAGCUGAAAAUGUUAGAAUCUCUGGACUUGUCUCAAAACCAGCUUUCAGGUUUGAUUCCAAAAGGCUUUGUUGGAUUGAACUACCUAAGUGUCUUGGACUUGUCAUAUAACAACUUAUCAGGUAAAAUUCCAUCAAGCACCCAACUGCAGAGCUUUGAUGCCUCUAACUAUGCUGGAAAUGUGGAACUUUGUGGGCUUCCCCUUCCAAAGAAGUGUCCCGGAGACGAAACAAGUCAUCAGCCAAACAAAGAUGACAAUCUACAAGACGACCACGACGAUGAUGACAAUGAGAAGCUUUUAACAGCAGGGUUCUAUGUAAGUUUAGUUCUUGGUUUUGCUGUUGGAUUUUGGGCAGUAUUUGGUUCUUUACAGAUGAAGCCCUUAUGGGAAAAUGCAUAUUUCAAGUUUCUAAUUAACAUCAAGGAAGGCAUUCAGAAGAUCACCUCAGCAAAUGCUGCUAGAAUAGGAAGGAUGUUUAGAUGUUAA